AUGUUUUCCAAUCUUAUGAAUAGUCGCAAAGGCUCUGGCGAUCGCACCAAUCAUCGACUGUCCGGCUCGAGUCAGCCUGUUACCGCCGAGCGUAUCCGUCAUCCUCAGCAUGUGUACGCACAAGAAAGUCCUAUGUCGCCUUCGUACGAUUCCAGCGGGCAAGGCUCGUUCAUGUCACGCCAGGACGGCGCAGGAUCUGCUGCAGCCCCAGCUUGGAACAGCCCCGGAAGCACAGACCAAUACUCGCGCUCAACCGCACAACUACCAGAGGAGAUGCGUGCCAGAGAAAAGCAGAGACAAGCAGAACGAGAUCGAGAGCGACGAGAGCGUCAGUCUAGUCAAUCAUCCAUAAACACGACCAGCUCAGCUCCUUCUGUCCCUUCGGCCAUCGCGCAGGACUCUACCGCAAAGUUCUCUUCAAGCCACAUGGAAUCUUCAGUGACACGUCUGCUCGUCGCGACCAAGAUGCUGCUCGAGUCACUCACCAAAUGGUCAGUGGGACAGCGCAGCGAAGAAAAUGUUUCCGACAUCUACGUCAGGCUCGGUAAUGACUUCAACUCGGCUAAGCUGGCAUUCGGCUCGUAUGGCAUUGACAUGAGCGAUCUCAAUUCGGUACCUGAUGACCUUCGUGACUGUCUCGAGCACUGCUUGUCAGAGGAAGCAUCCCCUGCUGUUCUCGAGGUGCAUCUACCGCGCAUUCGCGAAAUCAUCAUCAACCUUUUGCAGGGUCUCAAGAUGAAGCAAGCCGAGUACAAGCAAUUUUUGGUGCAGCAACGUGUAGCAAAGGAGGCUAAACGGUCAAGCAUCCUACCGGAAGCACUCCUGGCGUCGACUCCAGCUCCACCAUCACGACAGCAGCAGCAGCAGCAGCAGCAGCAGAAACCGUCGGCAAAUCGCGUCCUUGGCCCUCGCGCGUCUCGGCAAGGUUUCAGCGAGACCACCGCAUCAACGCUGGCAGAAGCGCAGGCUGGACCCGCUCCCACAAACAUCUCCUUGCAACGUCCCGACUCUCUGCAGCGCGCCAGCUCAGCCAGCGCGACAUUGCGUUCGGAUUCCGGUGGCGAUGCCGACUCGUCAACAACCUCUCCUGCGAACGUUGCAGGUGGCCGUGGAAGUGUUUUCCGCCCACCAAGUCGCGUUUCACGAGCGGCAAGCGAUCGAUCGGCAGGCAAAGGACCGAGUGAGCAGCACUCGCCCGCCUUGGCCUCAGUCUCCGCUUUAACAGCAUCAGAUGCAUCAGAAUCCGAACCAGGGAGCACAACGCCUCGCUUGCCGAAUGUCGAACGCCAUUCUCUGACUGAUGACGGUCUGCCAAGUGUGGUCGGUGGCGAGGCAGCGUUGCAUGAAGAGCAAAGCAUAGGCGAUCAGCCUGGCCCGCUCAACAACAUGACGCCGCAGUGUCUGAGCACGCGAUCGCCUCGACACACGCCCAAGUCUUCCUCUGUCGACACUGCUGCUGACUUUACGGAACACGACCCGAGCGUGAGGGCGCUCAAGAACCGAGAUGCUUUGGAGCGUCGAGCAAGCAAGCGCUUUAGCGCGUAUACGUUCAACAAGAUGGGCAUUGGGCAGAGCUUCACUCAAGGUAUGGGAAUCAACAUGUUUUCCACGAGCGGCGGCGGUGCCGCUAGUCCACUUGCUGAGCGCAGACCGACUGAAAGACGAGGCAGUGGAGCACGUCGGACCGUUCGGCCACCACUUCCCGAGGCGAGUCUAGCACUAGAAGGCGCCACAAGUCCCGUGUUUUCAAGAACGACCGACUACCUCAGUUCGUCCACCAGCAGCAACAGUAUCAGCACCGCGCGUCCACUGCCUCGCUCCAAGAGUACAACUGCCAUUGAGAGCAAGUUCGAGUCGAUUCAAGAGGUCAAAACUCCCACCUCAUCCACCUUUGGCUUAGACGCACGCACACUCCCACCUGGCCGCAGCAUCAUAGAUUCGGAAAAGCCGGCGUCUGCUGAGACAGUAAACGUUUCAACCAAGCAGUUGAAUUUGCUUCCGCCUGUCGCGCCUUCGGCCCCGCGCGUCGCUUCGCAGGCUGUCAGCUCCACCGAAUCGCUUCCCUUUUUGGAUGCGCACGCCCCUCCAUCCGAAUCGGGUGAUCUGGCAGCAGAGGCGCAACACCUGGACAGCAAGAAUGGUGCUGGGUCUGCCGCUACCGUCGACGCCAUCGACGCCGCGAUCCCCGCAACGCCGCGGGCCUGCUCCAGCGACGCGACAAGCUCAAUCAACGUCUUUCUCCAACUUGGUCGCCAGACGCGCAAAGCUGUCAUUGAGCUUGACGCCUCCAAUCCUCUUACACGAGGUAUCAGUGUCGCGAGAUUGCGCAUGCUCUUCAUCGAUCGCUUCGCAUACUCGCCCGGCAUGGACGACUUUCCGACUAUUUACGUCAAAGACCCCGCCAGCGGUGUUACGUAUGAGCUCGAGGAUCUGAGCGACGUACAGGAGGGCAGCUUGCUUACCCUCAACAUUGAGCCGCUCGACCAGGUCAAGCAGCAUCUUGAUCUGUCGCUGGGCACUAUCUCUCGAGAAAUUCGCGAGCUCAAGGCAACCCUCGCCGAGCGCGAUCGCGAUCGUGAUGUGCGUCGCACGUCGUUUGUCAACAGUGAAGCUUUCUUGACAGCUCAUCCAACUCCCACCAAGAUCAGCGACUCGCAGUUUCAGGCCGCUGGUCAGCGCGUUGCGCAGCUGAAACGCGCCAACACGCGUGCGGCAGCAGUCAAUCAUGAAGACUCUUCCGCGCAGGACCCGAGCUCGAGUAACACAGCAGCAGCACCAGGAUCGUCUUCGUCGUCCGCGUUGGCAGGCUCACGCAUCGCACACGAGCUCAAAGUUCAAUUCGAGGAGCUGCAAAACCUUCGUCGCGAGUUUGCCAUCACUCGUCAACUGCAGACCGACUUUGAAGGCGAUGUCAAGUCUAUCCUUGCCACCGUCCGCGAACAGUCUGGUGCUGUACGGGCGAUUGCCUCGACGAAAGUGGCUGCCGAGCGCAAUUUCAUUGUCGCUGGUAAAUCGCGCCUGGAUGCUCAAUCGCAGGACCUGCUUACGCUGAUCGAAGAUCUGCAGGACACGGUAGACGAUCUACGCGUCGAUGUGAUCCAACGCGGUGUGAAACCCAGGCCUGUUCUGGUCAAGCAGAUUGUCGAGGAUGUGGGUCGCGCCACCAAAGGUCUGUUGGAGCUCGAAGGGUACGUGCAGACGGUCAAGCCAAGCUGGAAAAAGACGUGGGAGUCCGAGUUGCAAAACAUUGUCGACGAGCAAGAGUUUCUCAACCACGAAGAAGGGUUGCUGUCGGAUUUGCGCGACGACCUGCGCUCGCUCAAAGAGGUGUUCAGCAAUAUUCAGCAGGUAGUCAAGCUGCGUGGAGGAUCUGGCAAGGGUGGCAAGUACAUUCCACCGCUACCGGAGGAGGGGCAUGAGGGCCUUUCCACCGUCAUGAUGGAGGUCAAAUCGCAAGCUGUCAAUCAUGAAAAACGCCUACGUGCGCUGCAGGCUGUUGAGCGUCAGAGGCAAAAGGAUCUUUUGGCGUCCAAGACCAACGACGAGUUCACCGAGGAGCUGGCUGGAUUCGUGGACAAGAAAGUGCUUCGAAAGACAGGCGGUGUGUUGGAGGCCGAGAGGAUCAGGCAGAAGCGAGACCAUGCAACAUGGAAGGCCAUGUUUGGCGGCGGUGGACCAGGCGGCAUCCCGAUGACUUCGAGCGGGAGCGGCGGAGUAGAAGUGAAACCCAAGAAGUUGAUUCUUGGCAGCAGCAAGGAUAAGCCUACUGUGGCUGCCGGUGUAGACGUAAGGCGUACUGCAAACACGAGUGCUGGCGCAGCCGACGACGAUACCACGCUGUAG
Mycosarcoma maydis (corn smut) is the source of this 3843-nucleotide messenger RNA. RefSeq lists its product as uncharacterized. The record is from RefSeq and is a predicted model, not a curated record. Gene Ontology annotation, cellular component: cytoplasm; cell tip. Gene Ontology annotation, molecular function: cytoskeletal regulatory protein binding. The transcript has a single exon. Gene Ontology annotation, biological process: establishment of cell polarity. Bases 1 to 3843 code for a protein of 1280 amino acids. NCBI's taxonomy places the organism in Eukaryota, Fungi, Basidiomycota, Ustilaginomycetes, Ustilaginales.